This is a messenger RNA of Jatropha curcas, 3136 nucleotides long. RefSeq names its product protein FRIGIDA-ESSENTIAL 1. Gene Ontology annotation, molecular function: metal ion binding. NCBI's taxonomy places the organism in Eukaryota, Viridiplantae, Streptophyta, Magnoliopsida, Malpighiales, Euphorbiaceae. The record is from RefSeq and is a predicted model, not a curated record.
AUUAGUCAUUUAGCUAGAGAGAGCCCAUCUCAACGUCUAGUCGCUUGAAAGCUCACUGUUCAGUUAAAUGAAACCAAAAAGUACCGUAACAAAUUAACAACCAGAACGGAGCACGACUUCCGCCAAAACCGAAUGCCACCACCAUCAUCCGCCGCCACGCGUUCCGACCAUGAUGACGACGAUCAUGCUCCCUCGUCCUCCGAUCCACCUGUCAAAAUCUCUGAUUCCAAGCUCGAUAACGACAAACAACACGAGGUCGAAGUUGAAGAAGUAGAGGAACAAGAAGAAGACGUUAAUGAUAAUGACGAUGGCAGCGAAGAAGAAGAAGCAGAAGAAGAAGAGUACGAAGAGAUUGAAGUAGAAGAAGAAGAAGAAAUAGAAGAAGAAAUAGAAGUAGAAGAAGAAGAAGAAGAAGAAGAGGAGGAGGAGGAGGAGGAGGAGGAGGAGGAAGAAGAAGAAGAAGAAGAAGAAGAAGAAGAAAGUGCUUUAGAUUCAUCAAAGGAACCUAAUGAGAAACGCAACGGUCAGUUUAUAUCUACAAUUGAUUUGUUCUUCUUCCAUGUAGAUGUUAGUCAAGACAUGGAGUUUCAGGGGAAUGACAGGCAGCAAAUUCAGUCAUGCUCUCCUCUGGGAAAAUCUGACCUGGGGAUACAAUCGAAUUCCCUUGUAGAAGAUAGUUUCUGUAAUUUGAAAUUUUCUGGUUCUUCAAAUGAACAACUGACACUGCGGGAGGAAUCGCAUGUGAACGAUGAGGACUCCAAGUGUCUCAAGUCAAGAGAGCAUUUGAUUGCUGCUGGGGCGAAUGGAAGUCAAGAAUCUGUAGUGAAGGAUGACGCUCAUGCCCUUAUGAUAAAGAAAAACGCUAAAGUAAUGAGCGAACCCCAUAGUGAUGGCAAAGCUCACUUAUGUAAUAGUGAAGAUAUGGCUGCUGAGACCACCAGUUCAUCUAGUAUCGUAGGACAUGUUUCUAAUGCCUUCGCAACAAAAGACUGCUCAGAUAUGAACGCUAAUGGUAUUCUGGAUUCUAAGGUCAAGCCAAUGGAAAUAUCAUCAGAAGAUGGUAAAGAGCGAACAACAACAAGACUGGUUAAUUCAGAUAUUAGGACUCGGAGUUUAUCCUUUUCUGCUGAGUUCAAGGACCAGAACAAACGCCCAGCAGUUAUAUGCGACUUUUUUGCUAAAGGGUGGUGCAUUAGAGGGAGUUCAUGUAGGUUUCUUCAUAUAAAGAGUGAAGCGGAUAAUGCUAAAAAACAGCUGGAGGAAGAUGCAACUGCUGCAAUUUUCUCAAAAGGAGACCAGUUCAACGAAGGUUUGAGAAACAUCAUGGAAAAAUCAAAGUUGCCUGAUUUUCCUGACCUAAAGGCAACUCCAAAUGGAAAUUGUGCUGCUAUUUCUUGUCAUUUCUCUUCAGAAAGAAUCUUGGCUCUUGAAAAUGGAGAAAACCGAAUGUUGCAUCAGUUGGAAGAUGAACAUAAGUUUUCGUCACUUAAGAGAAAGGAAUUAUCUCAUGAUGUCAAUCCUGACACCCAGCAAUUUCCUUCAUCAAAAGAUGAUCUUGGGAUUUCUUCCUCCUUAAAGGAUGUAGGAACAGAGAAUUUUAGACAUAAUUGUACCACUACUGAUUAUGGAAGCUAUACCUCUCUAACUAAUAAGUACAACUCUCCUUCAUUCCAGAACAACUUCCCACCUGAAAAUAGAGCUUCUUCAAGUGGCUCAGCUGUAACAUCAAUCAAUUACCGUGGUGUGAAUCCUUCUUCUUAUUUGAGCAGUUUGGACAAUCUAAGAUACAUUAGAGACAAGUAUGUGAAUGGUUCAAGCUUUGAUGGUUCAUUUUCAAGUAGUGGCAUGUUCCCAUCUCACCUGAUCUCAGCUUGGACAGGACCUUCAUUCUCUUUUAGUUCCUCUUUGAAUACAAGCCCUCUUGGUUCUCAAAAGCUGUUGGACAGUGAUAGAGACUUCCGUGCUUCUCGAUCAUCUUCAUUACUGCACAGUGCUUCACCUCUUUCUGGUCCUGAGCGAGAAAAUUUACCUAUGAACAUUGCAUCUAGGGAUCCUUUGAACUUUGCAGAACACAAAGCAAAAGUAUCCUCAAAUGAUUGGGAGCCAUCCGUACCUUUUCGACCAUCUUUUUUUAUCACUCAUACUAUAUCAUCAUCUCCUGGAAGCCAAUAUGACCCUCUUCAUGAUAGCAUUGACUUGCCCACUGCAGGAUACAAAAUACCCUUUAAAUUUUCUUUUGUUAGUCACAGGAUGCCCAGCCUCGAUACACUACAUCAACCGGCACAUGGGAACUCCUCAGUAAGUCGUUCCCUUGGCCCAGAACAUAAUGCUGACAAAAGUACAUUAUCUUUUCAUAGUAGAUUCCAUGAAAAUGUGUCAGCCAAGAAUUGCUAUACAACUGGAACAGAUAUGCUUGCUACCGGAACUGUGGUAGGGGAGACUUGUGUGGUCGAUGCGCAAAAAGGGACCACACCCAACGAAGAAAAUGCUUCAAGCACUGGCGAACGCAGAGAUAUUCCAGAUAUGAGCAAAGUUGAUGCUGAUCAUGAUUCCAGCCCCAGGCACCAAAAUGAUGGGCCAAGACACAAAAAGGACUCAAAGGUAGAUAAGGUUAAGCAAAAACGUGAAAUGGUUGUUGACCAAAAGAUAGAGGGAGAAUCAAGAGCUGUAAGACAUUUCCGUGCUGCUCUUGUUGAUUUUGUUAAAGAAUUGUUGAAACCGACCUGGCGUGAGGGUCAUCUCAGCAAGGAUGCACAUAACACAAUAGUUAAAAAGGCUGUUGAGAAGGUUCUUAGCACCUUGCAGCUCCAUCAAAUUCCAACUACGAUGGAAUCAAUUAAGCAAUAUCUUUCUUCAUCCCAGCCUAAGAUUGCAAAGCUUGUUGAGGGAUAUUGUACAAAGUAUGGGAAAUCUUGACAUGCCAAGCCAAUCUUUUUCCUUUUUCUUUUGUACAGUUUACCUUACAUUUUAGUAAUUCAAAAUUGCAACAGUAUAUUUUAAGGCUUAUUUAACAUAGUUAAAACUGGAGAUUCCAGUGGAAUGCUGUGAAUUCUGUUCAGAUGUUUUUUCUAUGAAUGAUUUUUGUUUCCUCCUGGCUGAUCUUUUUGGAAUAAAACAUAGAAGUUGUCUGCGUUUA